Messenger RNA from Scylla paramamosain (green mud crab), 510 nucleotides. RefSeq lists its product as uncharacterized. Bases 40 to 510 code for a protein of 156 amino acids. The transcript is spliced from 3 exons. The record is from RefSeq and is a predicted model, not a curated record. NCBI's taxonomy places the organism in Eukaryota, Metazoa, Arthropoda, Malacostraca, Decapoda, Portunidae.
UUCGGUUGAAUCGUGACUGGACUGGGUGGGGAGUACGUGAUGAACACCUGGGAGUGGGGCAACAUGGUGGUGAAGGCGGAGUGGGGCGUCUCUCUCCUGCAGUGGUACCAGAAAACUUUCAGCUUCUCUUUCGACCAGGCGGCGGCGCUCCCCUCCACGCAGCUGGUCCUGGAUUUCCGUGACUGGUGGAGCUACAAGGUGUGGCUGAAGUGGCCGGUCCUCGCGUCCUCCCUCGCCGCUUCCCUCACGCUUGGUCGCGACAGUCACACACUGCUGGUGAAGAAAGUGGACGAGUUUCUGGGUGAGGACGCCGGAAAGGUGGUGGCGCGGGUGGUAGCGCGACACACCCCUGCUGGCUUGGUGGUGACCUUCCACGCCGACACCGCCAGCAUGCAGGAGCUCCACGAUACCGUCACUGCCGUCCUUGCUCAGAUGCCUCGUGCUGGCGUCCUGCUGAGUGGUGAAUGUGUGCUGACGGGGGUAGCGUGGUGGUGUAGUGUUGGGAUGUAG